UAAUUGUAAAAAAACAAGGUUGUUUUUUUUUUUUUGUCACACGAAAAGAAAAUUUAAGAGUUAUUAACAACUGUAAAAUUAAACAGAAAUCAAUUAGCAAUUCGUAAGGUUGUUGUAUAAUAAAUUUAUUACAUUUUAAAUUAAACACUAGAGUAAAGCUCUACAAACAGCUAUAAGUAAUAUUUUAGCAAUCAAAGAAAGGAUUAAACAAUUCAAUACCCCGUACCCAAGUCAAUUGUAUAAAAAAAAAAAAACAUAAAAAUUAGCAAAAAGUAUCUUAUAUACAAAACUUUUAAUAAAAUACUUUUGUGAAAUAUUUCAGCUAGAAUAAUAAACUUUAUAAUAAAAUUAUUAUAAUUAAAACAAAAAAAUUUAAGUUAUAAGAUUUUAGCUAAAAAAAAGUUAGUGGGAUUUUGGCUAUAUUUUGACAAAAUCCUUAAAUGUAUUAAAAACACAUUAUUAAAAAAAACUAACUCAAGAAAACGCGUUUUGACAAUCAUAUAAAAUCAAUAGCGUAUAAAUAUCAAACAAAUAAUUAUAUCUAAAUAUAUAUAUAUACUUAUAAAACAGUGUGUUUACUCUUUUGAACAUCUGCUCCUCAAUCCCUCUUAACGACAAUCUUUUAAGGUCUAAAGAAUAAAUCUAAUCUUAAAUUCUUUACCCAAUCUAUGUGAUCUUUAUAUACAUAUAUAUAUCAAUCCUCAAAACUCUGACAAUCUGUCUACAAAUUUUACUCUUAAAAUUUAUACAAUUUAUACCAGUAGUUUAAUCUAAAAACAUUUCAUAUAAAAUAUUUAAUCACAACAUUUUAUCUCAAUAUAUAUUUAUAUAUAAAUAAUCUUUUCAAUUAUAAAACAAUCAAAAAAACUCAUACAUACUUAUAGUAUAAACUAAUUAACUAACUAUUGCACAAAUUUAUAUCAAUCAAUACUUAAUAUUCAAAUUUUAAACCAUUAAAUAUAGAUCUUCUUAUUGACAAUCUUAUUCAAUCAUCUAUAACUAUUUAUAGGCCUCUCCUCAAAUUUAAACUCAAAGUGUUUCAAUACAUUUUUUUUCUUAACUUAAAUCUUAAAAAAGCAACACUUAUAAAAUAAUCACAAAUAAACAAUCUACAGAAUUUACCUUAAUUUAUAUAAAUAUAUACAUAUAUAUAAACAUUUUAGCAAAUAAGUAGAAAUUAUAUUAUAUUUAUAACAAUUAAAACCUAAUCAAAUAAUCAAUCAAAGUGCAUAAUAUAGAAAAGAUAUAACAAUCAAGGCAACAAUUUGUUUAAUUAAAAUAAUUGCUAAAACAACAAAAAAUUUAAACAGACUUUACAGCCCAUAAAUCAAAACCCCAUUUAAAACACAUAACUAUAUUUGUCCUUUAAAACCAAACCCACAAAUUUUAUCCUUAUAACGACAAUUACUUCUUUCCUUCCUUCCUUUUCAAUAUCCCUAAAUACCACAAUAAUUUCGUUAUAAUCAACAAAUAACAACAAAUCAACAUCUACUUAAAUAAACGUUAAAUUUGUAUAAAUUCAUAUAUAAAAAAAUAAUAACCAACAACAUUAAAAGUUAAUUAAAUUUGCCAAAAAAAAAAUUAAAUAAACAAAAAUAUAAAAAAAUCACAGAAUUUAGUGUCAGUGUUAAAAAAAAAACGUUUGCAAAAGAAUAUUAAAUUUCUACAAAGCAGUUGCAGCUAAAACUACAACUUCAGCUUCAACAAAAUAAAAUAAGACAAGUUUUAACUUAACUUUAUAAUGCAAAUGCAGUUGUUACAAGCAGCACCAACACCAGCGCAUCCUCAUCAUUUGCAUAUGACGCCACAAACGUAUACUACGGCUACGUAUCCAGCAACAGCUGCUGCUGCAGCAGCCGCUGCCACUAUGCUGCAUCAACAGCAGCAGCAACAACAACAACAGCAGCAGCAUCAAUUCCAGAUGCAACAAUUCUAUGCUGCUCAACAACAACAACAGCAGCAACAGGCUGCUGUGGCCCAACAACAACAGCAGCAGCAGCAACAACAACAGCAGCAACAACUGCAAAUGUUGCAAACUUAUAUGCAAAUGCAAAUGAGUAAUGCCACCUCGCCCACUACGCCCACCAAAUACAAUUCCAAUCUAUUGGGCCAGGCUACACAGCAGCAGCAACCUGCUACAGCGGCCUUCUUCUCAACGGCCGCUGCUACACCCUUGACGAUCAUACCCACCUGUAAUGGCUCGGCAGCUGUGGCAGCCGCUAUGUUUGCAGCAAAUAUGGCUGGUACGACUUCAUCAUCGUCGUCAACAACUACUCCAUCCAAUAAUGUAAAUAAUAACAUUAGUCUAUCUGCAACUAGUUCUUCUCCAGCAGCAACUGCAGCGACUGGGGGAGCCUUCCUCAAUGCUCUGGCUACAACAAACGCUUUUACGUCUAUCAACACUAAUGGUCACCAUGCCCUUAACAACACUGGUCCUGGUCUCUUGGGUGGAGCACCCAAUGGCUUGCUGCAAACCAAUGACUUUAGCACCAAAUUUUUUACUAAAACAACCACUAUUGUGUCUAAUAAUAGUGGUGGCAGUUAUGUUGGUAUGCGUUCAGGUGCUGGUUUGCUAGGAAGUGCUCCUGGCUGUCCUACCAUUGAGUUGGCCAAUAAAACUUCGAAAUUAUUAUUGGCCACCUCACCAGUGGCCAGCCACAGUCAGACCACUUCUUUGGCUUCGAACUGCUCCAGCUCAAGUCGUUGCAGUUCUGCUUCUUCUGAUUGUUCUAUGCCAUCGCCAUCUUCAUUACACCUAUCUUCUCCUAAAAAGCGUGGUAGCGACGAACUUUUAAGUCAAGCAGCAGUUAUGGCGCCCGCUUCGGACAAUAAUAAUCAGGAUUUAGCCACAAAGAAAGCCAAAUUGGACUCAAGCACCGUACUGGGUGGAGUUGGUAAACCCUCAAAAGUUAUACAUUUGCGUAACAUUCCAAAUGAAUCGAGUGAUGCUGAUGUCAUUGCCUUGGGUGUACCUUUUGGCCGUGUCACAAAUGUUCUUAUAUUAAAGGGCAAAAAUCAAGCAUUUUUAGAAAUGGCCGAUGAAGUUUCCGCCACAGCAAUGGUCUCAUGUUAUAACAUUAAUCCGCCACAGAUGCGCGGUCGCAUGGUUUAUGUACAAUUUUCAAAUCAUCGUGAAUUAAAAACGGAUCAAAAUCAUGGCAACGCCAUUGUACCCGCUGAUUAUCGCAUACAAUCACCAGCAUCGGGCUCUCCAUUGCCUCUAACCAAUACCACAAAUACAGAUCUCACAGUGGCCGUUUUAACAAAUAAUACAAAUGCUGUUAAUUCUGUAUCCGGUAAUGCCAAUACUGCCGGUGGUCCCAAUACUGUUUUACGUGUUAUAGUCGAAUCUCAAUUGUAUCCCGUUUCCUUGGAUAUCUUACAUCAAAUAUUCCAACGUUUCGGCAAAGUUUUAAAAAUUGUUACAUUUACAAAAAAUAAUACAUUCCAGGCGCUCAUACAAUAUCCCGAUGCCCAUUCGGCUCAACAUGCUAAAACUAUUUUGGAUGGUCAAAAUAUUUACAAUGGCUGUUGUACGCUACGUAUUGAUAACAGCAAAAUGACUACGCUCAAUGUUAAAUACAAUAAUGAUAAGUCACGCGAUUUUACAAAUCCCUCAUUGCCACCUGGUGAACCGGGUGCCGAUAUUAUGCCCACCGCUGGCGGUUUAGUAAAUGCCAAUGAUUUACUAUUGAUAGCGGCCCGUCAAAGGCCCUCAUUAACAGGUGAUAAAAUAGUAAAUGGUUUAGGAGCACCCGGCGUGUUGCCACCAUUUGCUUUGGGCAUAGGUACUCCCUUGGCUGGAGGCUAUAGCAGUGGUAUACCCAAUUUGGGGGCAUUUGCUCUUGCCAAUAGUGGUGCUUUACAAACAGCCACCCCUGCUUUGCGUGGUUUCUCAAAUGUCUUGCUUGUUUCGAAUUUAAAUGAAGAGAUGGUCACGCCUGAUGCUCUAUUUACCCUCUUUGGUGUUUAUGGCGAUGUGCAACGUGUAAAGAUUUUAUAUAAUAAAAAGGAUUCAGCUCUUAUACAAAUGGCCGAACCACAGCAAGCUUAUUUGGCUAUGAAUCAUCUUGACAAAUUACGCUUGUGGGGCAAGGCGAUACGUGUUAUGGCCAGCAAACACCAGGCUGUACAACUGCCAAAAGAAGGACAACCCGAUGCCGGCCUUACACGUGACUACUCUCAGAAUCCAUUGCAUCGAUUCAAGAAACCAGGCAGCAAAAACUAUCAAAACAUCUAUCCGCCAUCGGCGACUUUGCAUUUAAGUAACAUUCCAUCAUCUUGCACUGAGGAAGAUAUAAAAGAAGCCUUUACCACUAAUAAUUUCGAAGUAAAAGCUUUCAAAUUUUUCCCUAAGGAUCGUAAAAUGGCCUUGUUGCAACUGUCCUCUGUUGAAGAAGCUGUUUUGGCUUUAAUUAAAAUGCACAAUCAUCAAUUGUCAGAAUCAAAUCAUUUACGUGUUAGUUUUUCGAAAUCAAAUAUCUGAACCAAUAAUUAUUAUCAUCAAUUUCACCACAACCACCACCACCAACAGCAACAACAACAAUACCACUACAACAACCACCAACAACAACCACACUAUUAUUUAUAUACAACUAAAAAUCUAUUAUUACCCGCAUGAAUCUUUCAAAAAGAGAUUUAAGAUUUAUAAAUAAAUAAUAAUUAAAAA
Lucilia cuprina (Australian sheep blowfly) is the source of this 4669-nucleotide messenger RNA. RefSeq names its product polypyrimidine tract-binding protein 1 (gene heph). NCBI's taxonomy places the organism in Eukaryota, Metazoa, Arthropoda, Insecta, Diptera, Calliphoridae. The transcript has 12 exons. The record is from RefSeq and is a predicted model, not a curated record. Gene Ontology annotation, molecular function: mRNA binding. Gene Ontology annotation, biological process: regulation of RNA splicing; mRNA processing. Gene Ontology annotation, cellular component: nucleus. Bases 1742 to 4486 code for a protein of 914 amino acids.